GUCUCAGUGGGAGGGGUUAUGGGGAUAUAAGGAUACAGAAGAAGUCUGAAACUCACACCAGUCAAAAAGACUUCAAGACUACUUGGCUGAUCGAUAACCUUCAACAGGUUGAAGACAUGUCUUCGAAUCAAACGCAGGUAGCUGCCUUGGGUCGGCCUUUCUCUUUAGGCAUGCUGUAUGAUGCUCGCAAAGAUCAGCUGAUGACAGGUUUCACUCUGUGGGAGAGAGAAACUAUCAACAAGAACAAGACCAGACAGAUUCAGAAAAGCAGUUUCCCUAAUAUCAGUGUCUCUGACUCGUUUGAAUCCAAGUCUUCUCUGAUGGAUCUGAAUGUGUCUCUCAAGGCCAGUUUUCUGGGUGGUCUGAUACAGGUUGGGGGAUCUGCUGGCUUUCUGAAUGAUAAGAAGAAGUUCAAGAAUCAGAGCAGAAUAACCUUUCAGUACAAAGCAACAACUGAAUAUGAAGGGCUGGCUCUGUCUUCUCUCAAAGUUGAGAACCCUCAAGCUAAAGAAUUAGUUGAGAAAAGCAAUGCAACACAUGUAGUUACAGGCAUCCUUUACGGGGCAAAUGCUUUCUUCGUGUUUGACAGCGAGAAGUUAGAUUCCAGCAGUGUUCAGACCAUUGAAGGCAGCAUGCAGGCUGUGAUGAAUAAAAUCCCAUUGGUGGAUAUUGAGGCCAAAGCAGAAUUAAAGCUGAAUGAAGCAGAAAAAUCUAUUACCAAUAAGUUCUCCUGUACAUUUUACGGUGACUUUAUUCUUGACAAGAACCCUGCAACGUUUGAAGAUGCAUUGCACACCUACUACAAGCUUCCAGAGCUCCUUGGAAAAAAUGGGGAGAAUUCAGUUCCUGUUAAAGUCUGGCUGACUCCUCUGAAGGAUCUGGAAAUAUGUGGAGCUGAGCUGAAGAAACAUAUUUCUACCGGUUUACUCAGAAAAACUACAAAUUCUGUAGAAAGUAUCAGAGAAAUGGAAAUGAGAUGCCAUGAGGCUCAGGAGGAGAAAGUAGCCGUGCGUUUUCCUCAGAUUUGUAAAAAGUUGAUUCUUUUUGAAGAUCUCUGUAAUGACUACACAACAAUGCUCAGACAGACCAUGCAGGAGAAGAUUCCUCUCAUUCGGGAAGGUAAAGAAGAUGAAGAAUCUGUGGAGAAGCUUCUUGAUGACCAGGAGAAGUCUCCAUUCAGUUAUAAAAACUUAGAUAAGUGGUUAGAUAAUGCAGAGAGAGAAAUUAACGUCAUCAGGUCCUGUGUGGACAUUAUGGAGGGAAUCAAGAUCGUUCCAGACGAGAACAACUUGGAAAGAGAGGCUCUAGCGGCCGGCUUAGAGGACGUCACCUGCUUUGUUUUUACCUCUUUGGAAAGUGAUGACCCCUUCCUGGACCAGAUGAUGAACUAUCUGAGCAAAGAUAAGACAAAGCCUCCACCCAGCGUGACUCCGCCCAAUAAAGACCAGUGGUUCUUCUCAGACCAAGUUGUAACCAACAUGAGGAAAAAAGCCAGUGAGAUGAUUUCAGCUGCUAAAGAACUGCAGGGGAGCAGCAGAUUUCGUUUCCUUGUAGCAGCUCUGCCCAAAGAAGAAUUCAAAGGAGCAACCAUCUACCAAUACAGGGACGGCCGUCUGCAAACCGAAGACUUCUCCCGGCCUGCUGUUCCUGAUGUGACAGCUCAGUUAGACCCAAGAGAUCUUGCAUGGUACCACUGCGAUUUGACCUUGGAUCCAAACACAUGCAACGGCUGGCUUCAUCUAUCUGAUCAAAACAAGAAGGCAACAUGUGGAACCCAGCAGCAGUAUCCUGACAACCCCUGGAGAUUUGACCACCAUACUCAGGUUCUGUGCCAGCAGGCGCUGACAGGAAAGCAUUACUUUGAGGUUGAGUGGAGCACUAAACAUCCUAAUAAGGUUGGAGUAGCUCUUGCAUACAAUAGCAUGCAAAGAAAAGGAGAUAAACAGCCAAGUAGCUUUGGAGAGAACAAUGAAUCCUGGUACUUUGGUAUUAAAAAUAAUGAGCUCGAUGCAUGGCGUAAUGGUAAGGUGUGGAGUAGUGUUGUUCCUGUUGAUGGAUGCAGCAGAGUUGGAGUGUAUCUAGAUACACCAGGUGGCUCUCUGUCCUUUUACAAGGUCUCCAAAAACACACUGACUCACUUGUACACCUUCAGGGCCAAAUUCACUGAACCACUUUACCCAGGUCUGUAUGUUUGGCAUACAUCCAACUUUGUUUCCUUCAGACCAAUUUAGAAAUGAACCAUAGAGUCAAUAAUGCAAGAUUCAGACAGAUGUGACAUCAAAUAUAUGUCAUGGCAUCAUCAACAAAAAAACUACCAGAUUCACAGAAGUACUUUCAUUUUAAUUGGAGCUUUUAUUGAACCUUUCACUGCUUUUCCUCAGUGUGAAUUUUGAUAAAAACGUUUCACACAGUGACUAACCUGAUCCAAAGCAGCACUCUCUAGAUAUAUUUGUUAGAAUUCAUCUAACAGAUAAAAAUCUUUUUGACUCCAAGUUAAAUCCCCACAAAGGAACAGGUGAAGGAUUUGAUUGAAAUCCAUCCGAUACGCUUACAUUUAAAAAGUAAUUAGGAAGUGUGACCAUCAAUGUCUGUCUGUGUUCAUGUGAAUCCAACAUUAUAACUGAUAACAGCAGAAUUCAGACUUGAAGAACAUUCUGUUCUGCUGAAUUUAAACCCAGCCAAGGGUCCGGGUUACGCUGCACUACCACAAAUCAUAAAAAUAUUAUGUUUUUCCUAACGUGAAUUGUUGAUGAUUUAGAUUUUACAUACUGAUGACUCAAAGUCAGUCCUAGAUCAGUUUAUCAGACCAUUAUUUUUAUAGCACCAUAUGUAAAAGGUUGUGCAACACAAAGUGCUGCAUUAAAAUCAGACCUCCACCCUGCGGAGUCUCAUAUUGUUUGAACUUGAGACUGUGUAGAUCCUCUGAAGGUGUCUGACUGUCAGCUGCCAUCUGCUGUCCAUUCUUCCAGGUGAACCACGAUCAGGUAUCAACAUGAUGUAAAAUCCUAUGUAACAAGCUCACAGUCUGUCAUGGUAAGAGAGAAGAGUGGUUUGGCUCUUAGGUGUGUUCAGGACAGGUUUUUCUGCAAGUUGGAUUACAGGAUAACUGUUUUAUUAGUCUUUUCUGUUAUAUGGUACAAGGAUCAUUUUAUGACUUUUAACGGCUUUUAUGAACCAUACAAUAUGCUCAUGUUUUUAGCAUUUACAGGGUUUUCUACCAUACCAGGUGAGGUGAUAACAAGGAUCUACUUUUUUGUGGUGGAGGAAAUUAAUGUUUUGAGUUACUGGUGAAUUUAGGUCCUGUGUUGUGUUCAACUAAAUGAUGAUGCUUUUACGUGCUUCCAUAGAAACUGGUAUGUGAAAAGGUUUUAAUUGCAUGCUAAAUGACUGUCAUCCUUAAUAAAUGAAUAAUAUGAAA
Girardinichthys multiradiatus is the source of this 3418-nucleotide messenger RNA. Its product is annotated as neoverrucotoxin subunit alpha-like. The record is from RefSeq and is a predicted model, not a curated record. NCBI's taxonomy places the organism in Eukaryota, Metazoa, Chordata, Actinopteri, Cyprinodontiformes, Goodeidae. The transcript is spliced from 4 exons. Gene Ontology annotation, molecular function: protein binding. The coding region runs from base 117 to 2231 and encodes 704 amino acids.